Messenger RNA from Entamoeba invadens IP1, 1359 nucleotides. Its product is annotated as tubulin gamma chain, putative. The transcript has a single exon. Gene Ontology annotation, molecular function: GTP binding; structural constituent of cytoskeleton. The record is from RefSeq and is a predicted model, not a curated record. Gene Ontology annotation, biological process: mitotic cell cycle; mitotic sister chromatid segregation; cytoplasmic microtubule organization. The coding region runs from base 1 to 1359 and encodes 452 amino acids. NCBI's taxonomy places the organism in Eukaryota, Evosea, Mastigamoebida, Endamoebidae. Gene Ontology annotation, cellular component: microtubule; gamma-tubulin complex; nucleus.
AUGCCACGAGAGAUUGUGACGAUCAACAUUGGUCAAUGUGGGAAUCAACUUGGUUGUGAGUUCUUUAAAAAGAUAUGUGCUGAGCACGGGAUUGGAUCGGAUGGGUCUUUGCUAACGAACGAGAACAUCAAUGAUCGAAAAGACAUUUUCUUUUACCAAGCCGAUAACCAAAGAUACAUCCCACGCUCGAUUAACGUUGAUCUUGAACCCCGAGUUGUCGAUUGGCUUCGUUGUGGUGAAUUUAAGAACUUCUAUAAUCCCGAAAACCUCAUAGUACCGACCAAUAAUGGUGCUGGUAAUUCAUGGGCGAACGGGUAUUUUACUGUUGAAAAAAUGAAUGAAAUAGAAGACGUGAUUGAUCGAGAAGUAGAGAAUUGUGACAGUAUGGAGGGGUUCUUCUUUUGUCAUUCAAUUUGUGGAGGUACAGGGAGUGGCCUUGGAAGUAAAAUUAUGGAGCUGAUUAGUGACAAAUACCCAAAGUGCACAACACAGGCAUUCAGUGUUAUGACAAGAAACCAUCCGGAUGUGGUUGUGUCACCUUAUAACUCGAUUUUGACACUCAAACGAUUGAUAACAGAGUGCCAGUCUGUUGUUGUGUUUGAUAAUGAGGCGUUAGCGGACAUCGCACAUUCACAAUUUGGCAUUGAAGAAGCAACUGCGUUUGAUAUGAACAAUAUUAUAUCGUAUUCAAUGUCCGCGUUCACUGCAAAUAUGCGAUUUCCAUCAACACUCUACAGCGGAAUGGAUUCGCUCAUCUUCAGAAUGUGCCCGUCGAGAUUUGCACAUUUUCUUGUGACGGGAUUUGUGCCACUUUUCCAAUCAGAACGACCAACAGGAAGGACAAGCGCCACAGACAUCAUGAAAAGACUGUUACAACCACAAAACAUGAUGGCGAAAGUCGAUUUGAAAAAGGGGAAGUACAUGUCGAUUUGCGACUUCUUUCAAGGUGAUGUCGGGUAUGAAGAAAUCAAUGAAGCACUGCAAAUAUUCACAGAUAAACGAUUGGCCGAUUUUGUACCUUGGAAUAAAGACUCGUUGGAGGCUAUACACACAAGGUCCUCACCUUUGAUACAACGAGGAAACAGAAUGAGUGGAAUGACACUCUCCAACAACACAUCAAUCAGAUUUUACUUCCAAGACAUUUUGAAUUCGUUCAACCAAAUGUUUCAGAAAAAAGUCUUCCUGGAGUCGUACAAAGAAAAGUUCGAGGACAACUUGCAAGAAUUUGAAGAGUCGAAAGAAAUCGUCCGGUGUCUGAUUGAUGAAUACGAGAAGGCGGAGACGCAAGACUAUUUGAAUUAUCAAUAUCCCAUUUACGAAUGGUUGAAAGGGAUGGCGUUGCAAAGUCAGUACAAGUAA